Molecule: messenger RNA, 410 nt
Organism: Pisolithus orientalis
Lineage: Eukaryota; Fungi; Basidiomycota; Agaricomycetes; Boletales; Pisolithaceae
Exons: 2
Source: RefSeq, a predicted model, not a curated record
CUUCACUUUACCAGCCAAUGGAUAUCUGUCCUCAAGUUAUCCACGAUGUGGGAAUGUACAAGCCUCCGUGCAGCAGCCAUAUCUUGGUUGGAUGGUAGCAGUGCGACUCUUGGCGAUGUUGAGAAGGUUGCGCUCGCCAUGCAAUAUGACAUCAAGGGCUGGCUACUUCCUUCUCUUCUCGCACUGGCUCAAAGACACAAUCCGAUUAGUGUAGAGGAAGGUAGGCGUUUGGGUAUUGAAACGGCACUGAAGUUGGCAUCGGUGCGGGAGGGGCUUCGGCUGGAGAGACUGGACCCCACAGCUGCACGACUGGACUUCGCACCCAUGAUACAGAAGGUUUUCGAACUACAAGUGUAGGACUUCAGUGCAUGUCAUAUAAUAGAUUUGAAUGAUAAACGAGGUGAUUACGG